Messenger RNA from Paraphaeosphaeria sporulosa, 1600 nucleotides. Its product is annotated as isochorismatase hydrolase. Bases 481 to 1512 code for a protein of 343 amino acids. Lineage: Eukaryota; Fungi; Ascomycota; Dothideomycetes; Pleosporales; Didymosphaeriaceae. The record is from RefSeq and is a predicted model, not a curated record. The transcript has a single exon.
UCGCAGCUCAUCAGCUCAGGAACGCUGGUAUUGCCUUAGCGACCAUCUAUGUAGUUGCGGUUGUGAAGGAGGUUGCCCAUACCUGAACGCGGCUUAGCGCUAUCAACCGUCCUGGGCUAUGGUAGCGUUCCACGGGUAUUCUCGGACUUUCUUUCAGGCGUCGGCCACAGCCCUAUCUCCCCAGCCUUCUACAAGCCUUAUCUGGGGUAUCUUGGUAACACCUGGUAGCACGCGACAGCACCAUAUUACCCAAACGCCUCGACUGUCAUAUCUAAGAGCCAUGCUAUGAUCGCUCCGAUUUAGUGACGGGCCGGGCUGCUCGGCUCUGUUUACCAGCUUAGCAGACCCUUUUGACCAUGGGACAAUUGCCCGGUACCGACGUCUCACUUGCACUCCAUAUGACUGGCAAACACGCUUUGACCAGAGCCGUAUCUUGUGACCCAGCUCUCCCUUCCCGACAGAAGCCUAUCAACCCUUAUCAUGUUGACCGCCGAACAAAGCAGCCAGUGGAAUGCUAUAAGGUGCAGAGGUGCGGGCCUUGUUCGCGGUCACCCAUUCUUGACCUCAAAGCACCAAGGACGUCUCCUCUGCUAUAUUAGCGUGAGCAUCUUGCUGCUCUCGAUCUCAACUCAACACCACAUUUCUAUGGCCUCGAACUCUCUUCUUCUCACCAAAACCGAGGACUACGACAACGACGUCACUGUCGGAACGAUAAAAUGUACCGCGCCCGUUGCAUUCGGAGGCGAAGAACAAUGGUUCUAUCUACCAGCCACCAAGAAGUUCGACCUUACCCGCGGAGCAGCACAGAAGAUGGUCUUUGAAUGCGACGCAGACGAGCGCCAUACCGGCUUCAUGAUCGACCCCGGAACGUCGGUCCUGAUUGUCGUCGACAUGCAAAACUACUUCAUCAACCCAAUCUACCGAGACCACGCAGCGGGUCUUGCCGCCAUCGAACCAACCCUGAAAGUCAUCGAGCGGUGCCGAAAGGAGGGUAUUCAGAUCGCCUGGCUCAACUGGGGAAUCAACGACCAGUCUCUCCAAAGCAUGGCGCCUGCAAUCCAGCGAGGCUUCAGCACGAGCUUGGGCUGGCACAUCGGUCUUGGUGCUCAGCUUCCUGCGAAGCAGGGAAGAUGUCUUUUCAAGCGCACAUGGAACGCCGAGCUCUAUGACCCUUUCAGAGCCGUUGCUCAGCCUGGAGAUCUCUUCUUCGACAAGACGCGCAUGAGCGGGCUAUGGUCGACUGAGGAGCCACUUCACGAGUAUCUGCGGGCUGUCGGGAAGCAGACGUUGCUCUUUGCGGGUGUAAACACGGAUCAGUGCGUCUUCGGCACAGUGUCUGAUGCGUACUCCUACGGCUGGGACUGCAUCAUGCUGCGCGACUGCACAGGGACCAUGACGGGUCGGGGUGCACAGGAACUGACGGAGUAUCAGGUGUCAACAAACAUGGGGUUCGUGACUACGAGCAGCGCAUUCUGCGAAGCGCUGAUCUGCGAGCAUUUUGAGGGGUGCUGAGGUGGCCUACCCAGCUUCGUUUGCGGGAUCUUUCUGUGGGCGGUCCGUUGAUUGUUGCGUUUUUGAGCGUUCGUGUUAUAUAUACCCU